This is a messenger RNA of Bemisia tabaci, 1254 nucleotides long. RefSeq lists its product as uncharacterized. The record is from RefSeq and is a predicted model, not a curated record. Lineage: Eukaryota; Metazoa; Arthropoda; Insecta; Hemiptera; Aleyrodidae.
GUAGUUAAUUUUGUGUCGAUGAAUGUAAGUAGAGGGGAAGCCUUUAACAGAGUAAGUUUUGAGAAUCCCUUAUUGAUUCGAUUUACAUCUUAGUUUUAAGAAGUCCUUCAUCAAUGAAGUUUUAACAGUAAUCACAGGAAAGCUUCAUACGUCCAGUAAUCCGCCCCCACCAUGCAUUUCCACCUUGCAGUAGAACUCGGGCUCAUAAAUACUCUUGUACGUUUCAAAAGGAACUUCACGUCAAUGAAAGCGAGAACUAACAAUAUUGAAGGGAAAGCAAGAGACCCGGAAAAUAUGGGAACUGGGACAGUCCGGUUAUGCCCAGUCCACGAGUCGUUCAAUGUUGAUGAUGGCUUUAGCAUUCAUGACUUAAAAGAUAUCGGCCUCCAGUACGGGACGAGGGGAGAUUUCGAGAGAAUGUUGAAAAAGUACAGGGACAAAUAUGAAUUCACUGUAAGCUAUUCUCACUGGCUUCCAAUCGACCAAGACAACAAUCGAGUGGUAGUCGCCAUGAAAAAGAGCAUCCCCGAAGAUUCAAGAAAUACCAUUUACUUGAAUAGCCUCGAGAAAAUUCUGGGGUUACAGACAGUCAAGAACCUUGCUUUCCGCAAUGGAAAAGUCCACGCAUACGUCCUUGAUGACCACGAGUUUUCUUUUGUCAGAAUCGAAGAGAGAGUGAUACGUCUGGUCCUGAUAAAUUCGAGCCAACUGGAGAGUAAAUCAAUCAACAUUCUCGAGAGCAUCCCGAUCGCGAAAAGCGCUGAAAUCGUCGCUGCGGUAGAGAGUGUAAAUAUGACUGGAGAUCCUAAAACCGCGCGAGUGAUCCCCGGAGAGUUCACCAUGCGGCCGAAGUCAGCAUUGAUUUUGACCAUAGAACUGAUCCCAUUUGGGGAUGUCGACGUUAAACACGCCCAAGAAGUUCCUGUUCGAUCGGAUACCCCUAACGGAACCUCGAAAAGUGGGAGCCAGUCUCUGAUGCCUCGCUCCGUUCGCUCAGCUCGCUCCGAACCUGCUUGCCCUGUUCGACGCACAGUUUCAGGGAUUGCGCGUGACUUUGGAGCAUUCUUUCGAUCGAAACGUCAAAAAUUAAUGCCCAAAGGAUCGAUUCAAUAUCAUUUCUUACACAAAAUGAUUGAAGGGAUGCGCUCGCCGAGUCGGAGGUAUGUAACCGUCAGUGGUGGAUUCGGGGUGUCUGAGUGGGGGGCGCGUCCAAUUUUGGCGCGAACAGCCCUAUUCGGCACAAAACUAAUUUGA